UACACAAUCAAUGAGUAUGAGUCGACAGUAGUUUUUGAGGAAACCACCUCGUUCAAACGAAGGCCGCCCCCUUUACAUCGAUAUCCCGAUAUUGCGUGGCCCAACUUGGAAACAAGCCGAAGCGUUUUCAGUAGGGGAAACAAAAGAGUAACCAUUUGAUUUCCUCCUAUCACUAGUAGACAAAACUUGAAGUAUAAACGCCAAUCAUGUCGCGAGUGACCAUGACGUACUCGAUGACGGGGCUGUGUCCCGUAAUCUUGUUCUCUUCGCCAACCGAGGCUUUUUUGGUGCGAGUAAAGGAACCCACGGACAGCUCAAAUGCGCAUGACCAUCAUGAUGCAACCGCAAGCCUCGACUCGCGUGCUGCCUCGUCGCAUGGAGGUAACUCACUAGAGUCGUCUCUAUUGCAGCGGCGCGGCAGGGUCGCCCGGUCUGAAACUACAAUCAGAGAUGCUGUUGACAGAAGUUUUCUCGAUCUGGAAAAAACCGUUGCUGCAGCUAUUGCACAACCUGGCGACUACAAGAGAGAAGACAGCAACGUCGGCGAUUCUAAUCUGAAUCGUGACGACGGGAAGUAUGAUGUUGGCCCUCAUGUUGAUCAACGCCGUACCACGCGAACUGCAGGAGAUCGAAGCGGUCGCUCGAAGCUCUUGCAGCGGAGCGCAGUACAAAAUGGACGGGUAGAUAAAGCAAGACUCGGUGGCGUUUCCGCAAACACGCUCUACUCCGACAAAAAUUUUACCAACGCCUCUGCGUUGUCCUUUACGCAGGAGCAGCUCGACCUUGUGGAGGCCCGCGUGAAGAAUCUCACCAGGACGAUCGACGAGGAAAUUCUGAGUACGUGCGCUGAAGAAGGGCAACAGGAAGGGAAACCCUUGAGACAGGCCAGUAACCUCGCGCCGCGAUUCGCGCAGGAGGGAUCAUGCGAUCAUAAUGCCGGUUCGUGUGCGCCGCUGGGAGGCGGGUGGGAGGUUUCUUUGGCAGGCAGUUCGGAAACAACGGUUGUCGGAAAUCUGCAGCGAGCGUCGUUUUCUGAAGGGGAUAAUUAG
Amoebophrya sp. A120 is the source of this 1049-nucleotide messenger RNA. Lineage: Eukaryota; Dinophyceae; Syndiniales; Amoebophryaceae. The record is from the annotation of a GenBank genome assembly.